Desarmillaria tabescens is the source of this 923-nucleotide messenger RNA. RefSeq lists its product as uncharacterized. The transcript has 3 exons. The record is from RefSeq and is a predicted model, not a curated record. Lineage: Eukaryota; Fungi; Basidiomycota; Agaricomycetes; Agaricales; Physalacriaceae. The coding region runs from base 64 to 591 and encodes 175 amino acids.
CAUGUCAGAUCUGUAUGCCUCUGUUUGCUUUUCACGCUGUCGCCUUUCUGCUUCGUCUCCAUCAUGCCACUGUCUGUUGCCCUAGAUCAUCCCGGCGUUCAUCCCCAAACAUUGAUCGGAAAAGUUCUAAUUCGGGCUCGACGUUCGCCUCUACAUCCAACUCUUACUCUUGAUUUUCGUGAUAACACCGCCUUCCAAAUCCUCGUCGAUGGGUAUAACCCGGCCCACCCUGGCCUGCCGAAGCAACUCGAAUUUGACCCUCUAUUUGACAAUAUUCUUGCUAAAGGUGAAGCCUUGGACCUGACUGUUGUCGAUUGCGCCUUCGUCACUUUGUCAGACAAGGCUUUCGAGCGGAAACUCAAUCCUGACGGCGAUCGGCGCCUGCAGGAUGAUCUAAGAUGGGAUCAAAAACAUCUCGGACUCGCUUUUAAAUUCUCUGAAGAGAAACCCCGGUGGCAUUGUGUUUGGGCAAUGCUUGAGGACCACGAUAAAGAACAGGGGACGUGUAUAUUCCGUAGCUAUGGGGACGUUUAUCUUCAACGUCUGCACCGCUCCCCGCGAAAGCCCAGGAAAAGACUAAGCCUGGCAUAAUUCUUCCCAGGUGACGGAACCUGAUACAGUACCGGCCUAUGCAUCUUCCCUAUCCCCUUACAGACCUACAUUUGCAUACCCACACUGACUGUAUUUCUUGCAUCGACUCUUGUGUUGUAACUUGUCAUACUACUAGCUACCGCUGCCGCUGUGUUGUUAGCAUCUAUCUUUUGCUUUGUCAUAUUCACUAUCUGUAUUUAUACUUCAUCUCUAUUUCCGGUGUCAAGCUAGAUGAGAAUCUAUAUCUGAUUUGGUCGUUGGGCGACUUUGCGCUGGAACCAAAUGUCGCAGCACGUCUGGGUGGCGACCAUACCUAUCUGUUUUUCUCCUUG